This is a messenger RNA of Paramecium pentaurelia, 2036 nucleotides long. Lineage: Eukaryota; Ciliophora; Oligohymenophorea; Peniculida; Parameciidae. The record is from the annotation of a GenBank genome assembly.
UGUAUUUGAUGAUAAUAUUUACUAUAAUUUUCUAUGGAUUCACUGCAUUCAAGGAUGUAAAUAAUAAUGAUAUGAUAAGCCAGGAUUUGUUACAAUUAAUGAUUAUUAAUAUACAGAUAGUUCAAAUCCAUAUUAAAAAAAGAAAUAAUCAUUUCAUCCAUUUCCAGGUAAUUCUCAAUAGAGAACAAAAGAGCAAGUGCAAGAAGAACAUAUAGAUUUGAAAAUUAUUGAAUAAGCUAAAGAUAAUCCAAAGUAUAUAAAAUUUAUAUAUUAUAGGAAUAAAGAUGAAUUUGAAAUGGAAUGUGAAGCAUCAAUGGAUGAAUAAAAUUAACAAUCAUAUAAUGAAAUAUAAAAUCUUGAUAAUAUUGCUUAAUCUAAUGAGAAAACACCAGAAAAAUCAAAUACUCCUUCUAAAAUGUAAAGUCCUCAUUCAAAUAAUGCACGUAAAUCUUAAGUGUUUUCUUAAGGAAGUACAAAACCUGACAUCAAUAAUAAUAAUAAUAAUGCAAAUACAUAAACAGAUCCUUAAUGUAAUUUUUAAUAAGAAAUCAAUAUUGAUUAAAAUGAAUAAAUUGAACAUCAAUAAUCACCUAAAUCUGUUAAUAAUGAUAAAAAUAUUGAUUAAAGUGUACAUCAUGGAAAUAGUAUGUUUAUAGAAAAGAGAUAUUGUCCAAUAUGUAAUCAAGAUUAAAUCAUUCGUUCUAAACAUUGUAGAAAAUGUAAUAGAUGUAUAGCAUUAUAUGAUCAUCAUUGUCCAUGGGUAUUAUUAAUAUAAAUAAUAUAUUUAAUAGACAAAUAAUUGUAUUGGUGAAAGGAAUAGAUGUGUAUUUUAUUGGUUUCUAUUUUUCUAAAUAUAAGAAAUAAUAUAUGUAAUGAGAGAAGUAAAUAUUAUUUAUCAUAAGUAGACUUUUCCAUAUAUUGAUUUCUCUUCAUAUAAUAAAUGGUUUUCAAUAUUAGUAGUGAUCAGUAUAGUGAUAUCAAUAUCAAUGGGAUUAAUGGUUCUCAGUUUAUUUUUAUUCCAUUCUUUGUUGAGUUAUAAGAAUAUGACAACUUGGGAAUAUAAGAGUUGGAAGAGGAUUUCAUAUCUUAAAGAUUUUCCAUAAUAAUUGGGAUCCCCUUUCAGCAAUGGAUGGAAACAAAAUCUUCAAUAAUAUUGUCGUUUUUCUGUAACUAAAUUGACAAAUUGGGAAUAUAGUACAUAGAGUUUGAAUUUUAUAAAAUGAAUAAUUAAUCAAUUAAUUAGACAUAGUAAUAACAUCAAUAUGAAGAAAUCGAAUAGGCUCUUUAAUUACAAUGUGAUUUUGUUGAUAAAAUAGUCUCUAAUUUGACACUUGUUAAUAAGGACUUAUAAAUGAUUUAAGCAUAACCUUAAGAAUAAUGGUAGAUUGAAAAAAAUAAUUAUCUAAAAUAAAUUGCAGAUCUAAGAUCUUAGAUUGAUAAAAUCUAAUCAGAUUAUGAAUCUGAAAUUGUCUAAAUGGAUGAGAGAUUUUAAAUAACUAAACAUAGUAAUAUUAAUUAUUAAUUAUAUAGAAAUAUAAGAAGAACAUGAUAUAGUAUUAUAACUUAAAGAUAAUUAGAUAAUUAAAUUACAAUAAGAAUUAAAAUAAAUAACAAAAUAAAAAGAGGAUUUAUAAUCAUAAAUGUAAUAAUCUAAUAGAAAACAUUCUAAUGAUUAAAUUACUGUUGUCUAAAAAUUGUAAACUGAAAAAGAAAUUAAUAAACUUAAAGAUGAAAAUAAAAUGCUUAAAAUUUAAUUACAAUAAUUGUAAGAUUAAAAUGCAAAAUUUGAAGAAAACUUGUUAAAAAAACAUUAAUAAUUUUAAGAAUAAUUAAUAAUUAAAUAAAAAGAAAUUAAUUAAAUGAAAGAAUUAGCUUAACUUAUUUUAGAUCAAAGAACUUAAAUAGAAGACUUUUUUUUGGAAUCUUUAUAAAAAUUAGAAUUAGGGGAUGAUUUAUAAAUUAAAUCAUUACCUUAAAAUGCUAAAAUUUAAAUAUUAAAAGAAAUUAUUGCAGCUUUUACAAAGUAAAAACAUUGA